Molecule: messenger RNA, 1730 nt
Organism: Gastrolobium bilobum
Lineage: Eukaryota; Viridiplantae; Streptophyta; Magnoliopsida; Fabales; Fabaceae
Product: alpha-galactosidase 3
Exons: 15
Coding region: 74-1396 (440 amino acids)
Biological process (GO): carbohydrate metabolic process
Molecular function (GO): hydrolase activity, hydrolyzing O-glycosyl compounds
Source: RefSeq, a predicted model, not a curated record
GGUCAAACUUGUCUACAUACAGGAGCUAGCUACCUUAUAAAUUGCAUCGUUGUGUUUAAGAAGAGUAGUGAGUAUGAUGCAUAAGGAGAUGCAACUCAUGGCAAAGCAGAAACGGAGCAACACUCUUUUCAUGCAGUCGGUGAUUCUCUUCCUUUUUGCUUCCUCUGUUUCAGUUUCAGCAAUAGUUGUGCCUCUCUUGCAGAGCUACCAGAAACCUAUUUUCAGAUCAAACUUUCAUACUAUUUAUGACACUUCAAAGUAUGGUGUGGUUCAACUCGAUAAUGGGUUGGCUCGAACGCCUCAGAUGGGAUGGAAUAGCUGGAACUUCUUUGCCUGCAAUAUCAAUGAAACGGUUAUUAAGGAAACGGCUGAUGCACUUAUAUCAACGGGAUUGGCUGAUUUAGGUUAUGAGUACCUCAACAUAGAUGAUUGCUGGUCUUCUGUGACAAGAGAUUUGAAGGGUCAGCUGGUCCCUGAUCAUAAGACAUUUCCAUCUGGAAUCAAAGCACUUGCAGAUUAUAUACAUGGAAAGGGACUCAAGCUUGGCAUAUAUUCUGAUGCUGGGGCUUUUACGUGUCAAGUCCGACCAGGUUCGAUUUUCCAUGAAACUGAUGAUGCAGAUUUGUUUGCCUCUUGGGGUGUUGAUUAUUUGAAGUAUGACAAUUGUUACAAUCUGGGCAUCCCUCCUAAAAAACGAUAUCCACCUAUGCGUGAUGCUCUCAAUGCAACUGGACGUAAAAUAUUCUAUUCAAUCUGUGAAUGGGGUGUUGAUGACCCUGCCUUAUGGGCAGGCAAGGUUGGUAACAGUUGGCGCACAACUGACGACAUCAAUGAUACUUGGGCAAGCAUGACAACUAUUGCUGAUCUUAAUGACAAGUGGGCUGCAUAUGCUGGUCCUGGAGGAUGGAAUGACCCAGAUAUGUUGGAAGUUGGCAACGGUGGCAUGACAUACAAGGAAUACCGUGCUCACUUCAGCAUCUGGGCUUUAGCGAAGGCUCCUCUAUUGGUUGGUUGCGAUGUAAGAAAUAUGACUGCUGAAACAAUUGAGAUUUUGAGCAACAAAGAAGUCAUUGCCAUAAAUCAAGACUCACUUGGAGUCCAGGGAAGGAAAGUUCAAGUUUCUGGAAUAGAUGGUUGUAGUCAGGUUUGGGCAGGCCCUUUAUCAGGAAAUCGAUUGGUUGUUGCUCUCUGGAAUCGGUGCUCUAAAGUUGCUACUAUAACAGCUUCAUGGAAAGCACUUGGGCUUGAAUCUGGAAUUCAUGUUUCUGUGAGGGAUUUGUGGCUGCACAAGUUAUUAACUGGAGAUGCAGUGUCAUCAUUCAGUGCUCAAGUUGAUGCUCAUAAUUGUGAACUGUACAUUUUCACUCCAUCUAAAGUAUCUCAACUUGUAAAGUAGCUCAUGCUUCACACCUGUGGGUCUUGGUCCAUCUGUAUACUACGAGCCGCAUGUAAUUGAAGGAGAAGAUGAUGCCAUGCCUAUUCUGGAUUCAAUGCUAUAAUGAAAGUGAAUUAAAUGAACUUCUGCUUGUUUUUUUUCUUCCUUUUUUUUUUAUCAUUAAUCAUUUGUUGGUUAGACAUGGAGAAGUUAAAUCUUCAAUAUCUUUGUGGUCCCAUUUCAAAUAAAUUGUGUACUAGAUGGCCUGCUACUCAUGAAUAAUGAUCACAAGAUUGCUGUGUUCCAAAUGGUUGUAUGAUGUUUUUUAAAAGUUAUUAAAUAAAUUACGGCAAAA